AUGGCAGCUUUAAACAGCGAAUAUCGACAGGACUGUGGAAAAAUAGAAAACGGUUUCAAUUCAGACAGUGAAGAUGAUUUUACUAAAGUCAAGGACAGCAGCACACAGACCGACAGCAAACUACAAGGUCAUGGACUGAGACUUUCCAAAGUUAAUGUCUUCACCUUAUUGAGUCUUUGGAUGGAACUUUUUCCCAAGAGGGAAUCACAGAGACAAGACAAUGAAUCUCUUUUUCAGGCACAAGUCGCUGGUCUGGUUGUGGUCCAUGACCAAAGAAUCUUGGGUCUUCAUUGCUCUGGAGAUGAGCUGCAUGCAGGUCAGGUAGCAGUGAUCAGACAUGGACCCCGACUGAAAGGUUGUGAUCUGUACUUCUCCAGAAAGCCAUGUUCCACCUGUCUCAAGAUGAUCAUCAAUGCUGGUGUUAACAGGAUCUCAUACUGGCCGGCUGAUGCUGAGAUAAGCACUGCAGGUUCUAAUUCUCAGGAGGCCUUGCUGGAUGCAGCAGCAGCUGAAAGACUUAAAUCUAACAGCAGGCCGCACAUCUGCGUGCUGCUCCAGCCCUUAGCCAACUCCAUGCUUCAGUUUGUAGAGGAGACCUCCUGCAAAGGUGACUUUCUGGGUAGAAUGGCAGCGGAUGACCCCUCAGUCGACAUCCAUGAACUGUAUAGGACAGAACGCUGGAGGAACUGGGUUGAUUUCUCUACAAAAUUUCUUAUACAGGAUGAUAAUCUGCACAGGGACCUGCUCAGUAGAAUGGGGCUGAAUAACUUUUGCACAGAACCAUAUUUCAGUCAUCUGCGCCAGCACAUGAAGGACCUGAUCAAGGUUCUGGCCUCCGUGGCUGCCAGUGUUCCUGUUCUCAAGCACAAGUAUGGGUUUUAUGAGACAGAUCCUAUAAUCAAUGGAUACAGAACGUUACCUCAGGAUGUUGUGAGACACUGUAUUAUCCAAGCCACACUACUGGCUUACAGAACAGAAGAUCCUAAAGUGGGAGUUGGAGCGGUGAUUUGGGCAGAGGGCAGAUUGCCUCAGUGUGAUGGCACAGGUAACAUGUACUUGGUAAGCUGUGGGUAUAAUGCCUAUCCGGUGGGCUCAAAGUAUGCCGAGUUUCCACAGAUGGAUGACAAGCAGGAGGAGAGACAGCAACGAAAAUACCGAUACAUCAUCCACGCUGAGCAAAAUGCCCUCACAUUUAGGAGUGCAGAGGUGAAGGAGGAGGAGAACACAAUGCUGUUUGUGACUAAGUGCCCGUGUGAUGAGUGCGUACCUCUGAUCCGCGGUGCUGGCAUCAAACAGAUCUACACCACGGACCUGGACAGUGGCAAAGACAAACAUGACAUCUCCUACAUCAGUUUUAACAGACUCCGUGGUGUCCGCAAGUUCAUUUGGCAGAAGGCGUAUCCCAGUUCCUCUGAACAAACUGCUACACCUGUACCAAACGGCUGCCUGAAAAACAGAAGGGAAGAGGAUGUGGACUGUCAGUGCAGUAAGAGACUGAGGACAUGAGGACUAGCACUAACGAUUCUUUCCCUUCAUUUAGCACCAUAUUGAAGGCAUGUUAAACUGAAACCACUGCAGUAGCACUUCUGUAAUAGUACUGGCCGUUAUACACCAUUACAUACACACCAUGGUUUUAUCACAGUAAAAUCACAUACAAUGAAAAAAAAAAUCUCAUUCAGGGAGCAUUUGGGAGGAAUCGAGGCCCUAAUUUAGUAAGGAUUUUUGUGCGCAAGCUGUCUUACUAACAGCUGUCUGAAGGAGUGUGUAUAACAGCCGAGCAAGUAAUACAGUCCUUUGUAAAGGUUUGGACACCCUAGUCUAAUUACAUGAAUAUAUACUCUACAGAGGGAAAAAUACCUGCACAACAGAAUGCAUAGUUAAUAUUUAUGAACUUAAUAUACUGGAAAGAAAAUGUAACAAGUACAAAAGUUGGCACAUGUUUAGAUAGAUACAUUAUUGAUCUUUAAGGAAAUGUAAGAAAUUAAAUAUAGCAUUUUCUUUGCUGUUUGUUCCCUGUGGAGUAUGUGCUGCUACAAAAAAAUUAACCAACCAUGGAAUUUUACUUAAAAGUGCUGUUUUCUUUUACUUACCGUUGAUCAAAUGUUUAAAUGGAUUCUUUUCAUAUAUAAGCAUGCUGCUUUGAGGUGAAGAAUUCAGUGUUCCUUCUCUUUGCACAGUAUAUAUUAAAAUGCAUUCUUUUUUAGCUGCAGGUCGUAACAUCUUGUUUUUAUCCUAGUAAAGCUUGAAACAAAAAGUAAUUAUUCACAUUAUUUUAUGCCUGGCCUCAGGAUUGUAUCACACACGGGUUCUUCUACACCUGAGCUUACUCAAAGUAAAACUCAGACUGCCAAUUUGAAUUAGAACAGAGAUCUGUACACCGGCCCACAGCCAGGUUUGAAAACUGCAUUUACACAUGCUCAAACAAACACAGGAUCCAAAUGAAUCUGAGCUAGGUGUAAAAGUGCAAGUUUGAGUGAUUAGAAAUUAACUUUAACAGGCAAUUUGUUCUCAUUAUAAAUCUAAUUUAUAAAUAAAGAAAAUAAUAAUGAUGCUUGCUGGUUUGCAUUUUGUUUUGCACCUUUUUUAAACUAAAUAAAGCAGUUUAUACACUUGCACUUUUCACUCCUUCCAGACUUUGCAUCAUGUGUAAAUGCUGGUCUGGGGUUUGCUCUCAGUAAAUGUAUGAAACAUAGAAUUCGUUCUUUUAAAUUAUACAAAUGAGGUAUGUGAUUGGAUUAGACUAUAGACUAAGUUUUAUGCUCUUAGGGUGGCCUAGUAUGGCAGGAGGCGUCUGUAAUCAUAAUGUUCUCCAAGAAAUAAAACUGACAAAAUGAUUCCAGGAAAAAUUCAUCAUUCAGCCAUCAAGCUGCUGCUCGGAAAUGUCUGUUGUUCUUUUGUCUAAUUAAUUCAAAUGAAGUCGACAUUAAAGCCUAAAGCUGCAUCA
Messenger RNA from Trichomycterus rosablanca, 2944 nucleotides. RefSeq names its product cytidine and dCMP deaminase domain containing 1 (gene cdadc1). NCBI's taxonomy places the organism in Eukaryota, Metazoa, Chordata, Actinopteri, Siluriformes, Trichomycteridae. Gene Ontology annotation, molecular function: zinc ion binding; hydrolase activity. The transcript has 9 exons. The record is from RefSeq and is a predicted model, not a curated record. The coding region runs from base 1 to 1506 and encodes 501 amino acids. Gene Ontology annotation, cellular component: cytoplasm.